CGGCAAAAGUAUAUAAAUAAUAGUAAUAAUAAUAAUAAGGCAUUGAUCAGAAAACCUCGGCCCGAGAUUUGUUGAACGGAGAGCCAAAAAAUGGAUAAUAGGAAGAUGGGGAAAAGGUUUGAGGGGAAGGUCGCCAUUGUUACUGCUUCAACUCAAGGUAUCGGCUUCCAAAUUGCUCACCGUCUCGCCUUGGAAGGCGCCUCCGUCGUUAUUUCUUCCCGCAGACAGAUAAAUGUCGACGAGGCAGUUGAAAAACUCAAAGCUCAAGGACUUGAAGUGUUAGGGAUCGUUUGUCAUGUAUCAAAUGCACAGCAAAGGAAGAAUCUGGUGGAAAAGACUAUUCAGAAAUAUGGAAAAAUAGAUGUAGUUGUAUCGAAUGCAGCUGUCAAUCCAUCAGUCGAAUCCAUCUUGCAAACUCAAGAAUCCGUCCUUGAAAAACUGUGGGACAUAAAUGUUAAAGCUUCAGUCCUCCUUCUGCAGGAAGUAGCUCCUCACUUGCAGAAAGGCUCUUCAGUUGUUCUGAUUUCCUCCAUUGAAGGAUACCAGCCUUCUGCCUUAUUGGCCAUGUAUGGAGUGACAAAAACAGCCCUUCUUGGACUGACAAAGGCUCUUGCUGCGGAGAUGGCCCCUGACACUCGUGUAAACUGUGUCGCUCCUGGUUUCGUGCCAACACACUUUGCUGGUUUUCUUGUGACUAAUGAAGCCGUUAGGAAGGGGGUUGAGUCAAAGACUUUACUCAACCGGCUUGGUACGACUGAAGACAUGGCUGCUGCCACUGCCUUCCUGGCAUCAGACGACGCUUCAUAUAUUACCGGGGAAACUCUGGUUGUAGCUGGGGGGAUGCCUUCCAGACUCUAGGCUCCUUUGCACUGUAUCCUCAAGUUAAAUAAAUUAGAACUGGAGGGUGUUGGUUGGUUUUCUUUCUUGAUUAGGAAUUCAGAAAUAAAUAUCUAUAUAAGCUCUCGUUUGCCUUUUUGCCUUCUUACUUAUUUUGGGUUAGCUUUUGUAACAGAAAAAAAAGAAAUCUCAUUUAUCUCAAUAAAUUUUAUAGUGAUAUUUAAUGUGUAAAUAUGGCAACUUCUUGUUUGCCCGUUAAUCUCCAAGAAAGAAGGUAGUGCAGUUUUUGGUUGUGUUGUUUAUCUAAGUGAAGUGUUUUUUUCGA
Benincasa hispida (wax gourd) is the source of this 1162-nucleotide messenger RNA. RefSeq names its product indole-3-butyric acid response 1 (gene IBR1). The record is from RefSeq and is a predicted model, not a curated record. Lineage: Eukaryota; Viridiplantae; Streptophyta; Magnoliopsida; Cucurbitales; Cucurbitaceae. Gene Ontology annotation, molecular function: oxidoreductase activity.